AUGGCCAAGUCUAAGAACGACACCACCUAUAACCAGUCCUGGAAAUGGCAUAGCAAUGGCAUCAAAAAUCCUCGGUCACAAAGAUACAAAUCUCUGAAGGGGGUAGAUCCCAAGUUCCUUAGGAACAUGCAUUUUGUCAAGAAGCACAACAAGAAGGGCUUCAAGAAGAUGCAAGCAAACAAUGCCAAGGCCAUAAGUGCAUGUGUCAAGGCUAUCAAGGCCCUUGCCAAGCCCAAGGAGGUCAAGCCCAAGAUCAUCCCAAAGGGAGUAAAUCACAGGCUCACUCAACUUGCCUACAUUGCCCACCCCAAGCUUGGGAAGCAUAUCCAUGCCUGCAUUGCCAAGGGUUGCAGGACUUGCCGGCCGAAGGCCCAGGCUCCAGCCAAGGCCCAGGCUCUAGCGUCUGUUCCAGCCCAGGCUCCCAAAGGUGCCCAGGCCCCCAUGAAGACUCCACAGUAA
This is a messenger RNA of Octodon degus (degu), 459 nucleotides long. RefSeq names its product 60S ribosomal protein L29-like. Bases 1 to 459 code for a protein of 152 amino acids. Gene Ontology annotation, cellular component: ribosome; cytosolic large ribosomal subunit. Lineage: Eukaryota; Metazoa; Chordata; Mammalia; Rodentia; Octodontidae. Gene Ontology annotation, molecular function: structural constituent of ribosome. The record is from RefSeq and is a predicted model, not a curated record. Gene Ontology annotation, biological process: cytoplasmic translation. The transcript has a single exon.